CUCCGUGUAUGAUCAUAUCCUGCUUACUUCCUGUUUUAUAUAUCGAGGCGGUAAGUGGAUAUGUGCUUGGCAGAGAAGCUAGUGGAAUAAUUAUCAUAAUUAUACAGCAAAGGAGUAGGAAGGUCUCGGUUGGCUGGCUGUUGACUGCUAACUUCUAGUGAUGUAAUUUCACAGCCAAGAGUUGUGUAAAAUCAGGGAUUAUGUGUGAUGAGGUUCUGAAUAAUUAAACAUACUGUCAGAAGCAUUUAGAAUGUCUGAGGAGGAUCCUGCUAGUAGCAUAAGACAACUCCCACCAGGUCAACUAGACAUCAUACGCAAGAGAUUUGAAUCGGAUAGUGAGAGUCCACAAGUAGCAGAAAAUGGUGUUCAACUUAGAUCUAAACCUCCUUCACAUGCAAGUCCUGUUCAUGAGAGGCCAACAACAACAGUUCUUGACUCUCCAAGGAGAGCAAUGAACAGGGAAGGAGUACGUCCCAGAAGUGCAGCAUUCAUCCCUAGUUCUUCCCCCAAACUGUCAAAAGUAUUGAACAAAUUUGAGGCUAAAGGGAAUGGAGAAAAUCUCAAUACUCCUCCAAACCCCAGGCCUAGAGAACCAAGCCCUCAAAAGUUGACCCCUGCAAAACCUGCUUUAUCAAAGAAACCUAGUUUUACAAAGGAUAACAAUGAAAAACCUCCCAUAUCAAGAAAACCAAGUCUUUCAACACCUGGUGAUAAAAAGAAACUUAUUCCAAGAGCAUCAAGUGUAUCAUCUGAAGAGGAAAAUGAGAAACAAAGCAAGUCAGUUGCUGGUAGUGUUGUGCAGCGUAGAACACAAAUGUUUGAAUCGGGAGAUUCUCCAUCAGUGACAAAUGUAAAAAGUACCCCUCCCCCUAGACCUGCUCCUCCAUCAAAACCUACUUCACGUCCCCCAAGUGUAGGGUCUGAGGAACAAGAAGGACCAGUGUAUAGUGAAGUCAUUAAAAGAAAGAAACCUUCAGGAGACGAAGACAGCAACUCACAGUAUUGUGAAGCAUGGGACCAACGCCCGGUUAGCAAACUUAUUGGUUCCCCAGCCAAACAGGUGAAUGCUCGACCCCAACCUCCUCCCAAGAAACCCCCAAGAACUGGUGCACAUGAUGAAUACAUGCAACUGAAGAAACAAGGUGUAACUUUCCAACUUUAUGAUGAUGUACCAGAUGAAGGAGAUUCACCUGUGUACAAAAAGAUCACCAAACCUUCACACAAAGAUUCACAUUCUAAACCCGAAAUCCGAAUGGCCCGCCCUAGUAGACCUCCUCCACCAAGAGUUCGACCUGUGACAAUUUCAGGAGAAUCCAUCAGUAAGGAGGAAUCAAGUGUCCAAGGCGAAUUGCCCCAUAAACCUUUUUCUUUGUCUAGUCUAAACAUUUACGAAGAAGUGAAUGGUGGUGACUUCAGUAUUAGCAAUAUCAAGCAUUGGGAUUUACCCACACCUGCACCACCGGAAACCACAUCCAUUACCAGACAUGGUUCCUCCAACCUUAAACGUAGCCUUAGCAUGGACAGUUUAAUGGGAAAUCCAGUGUAUUGUGAUCCCGCCUUGACAGUAAACUUUCGUGAUGACAGUGAGAUAUAUGUGGACAGUGCAGGGUAUGCUAUGCCCCUGGGGUCGCCCACACAUAAAACGCUGGGGAAUUCUGCUUCCCUUGAUACAUAUCCAACAACUGGAGGGAUUUGUCGUCCAAUCAGCCAUGCUGUAAUGAAGCAGCUGAAGAAGUUAAAACCUGGCAUCAAACCGAAGCGAGCCACGGCCCGAGAAAACUGGAAGAAACUACAAAACGUGAAGAUGAAAAUCAACCUAGCAUUUGCUGUUGUCCGCCAUAUGAAAGGUGAACACAAGACAGAAUCAGCCGGGGAAAGUUCUGAUGUUGACAGCCUUGUAGAUGAAAAUGAGAUCAAGAAGAGACUUGUCCAUUGUGGCAGUGUUAGAAAAAAUACGAGUAAAAGUAUCCGCAGAGCUCAGAAGGUUCAAACCCAGACGUACAACCAGAUGUUUGAUUUCUGUCUCAUCGUGGGACUACAUACGAACGACGACUACAAGACAUUUCAACCGAAAAUCAUCUACAAAUUCCCAGACUUAGGAAAGCUACAGAUUGACACUGAUGGCCAACUGUCAAUCUGUAGACAAAGGGUUGAAAGCAAUGCCAAUAUUCCUGCUUUCUGUUUUCCGGAUGCUGAGGAGUUUGAUGUCAAAUCAGCAUCUGCUGCUGCUCCAAGUGAAUCCUAUUCAUUUGUGUUGACCAAUGUAGAGGGAGAAAGAGUGUAUGGCUACUGUAGAAGAAUGGUGCCAUUCUGCAGUAAGGCGGGUCUCCCAGAGGUGAUCUGUAUCAUUAGUCCAGUGGAUGCAUUCAGUAUGUACAAUGAGUUGUUGGAUGCUGCGGAGGAUCGUCGGCAUAAAUCAGUAGAUCUGGCCAAGGAAUUACUGUCAGCAGCAUUUGGUAGACCUUUACCCGAACCUGGGAAAGUGGUGCAAGUCAGGACACUGGAUGAAAACUGGGACACAGGGACAAUUCUGUUAUCCAGACCUGAGGAUUUCCGUGUAGACAAUGUGAAUAGAGAGUACCUGUUAUCUAAGCUAGGAGUAGACAAGCUCCUGAAGCUUUUCUCUUGCAUGCUGCUGGAGAGAAGCAUUUUGUUUUGUGCCAAAAAUCUCAGCAUUUUAUCUCAGACAAUCCAUGCCUUAGUUGCCCUGCUGUACCCGUUCCGAUGGCAGCACACCUACAUCCCCGUUCUACCGGAGUCCAUGUUAGACGUCACAUGUUCACCCACGCCUUUCAUUAUCGGCAUCCUGUCCUCUCAUCUACCCUACGUUCAAAAACUUCCCAUCAGUGAGAUUGUAAUUUUUGACCUGAACAAGAAACAAAUGUUGAAAAGCCAGGGAGACGAAGGAACGUUAUUGCCAAAAGACAUUCAAAAAGCUCUGAAAACUGCACUAAACAUGUGCAAAGUAGAUGCAGAUGUAAAAAUGGCCUCCAAUCUGAUGAUGUCAGAGGCCUUUCUACGCAUGUUUGUGGAGGCAGUCGGCCAUUACGCAGAGCACAUCCCUACGCAACAAGAUGGGAAACGAGUUUUCCUGAAGGAGCAGUUUAUUCAUGACGCUCCCACCGACAGCAUGGCACAGUUCCUGCAAUGGUUCUGUGAGACUCAGAUGUUCGACGUCUUCAUCACAGAUCAGACCGAGAGAAACCAAUCGGCCAAAAAGAAGAGUAAAACUAUAGAAAUAUUUAACCAAAGAAUAGCAGAAGCAAAAGCUGAAAUGCAGGACAAGAAGGCAGGGAAGAAAAAUAAAGGACUUUUAAAAAUCUUAAUGCCUUGAGAUGUGAGAAUGCUUUUAACAUUGUUGGAAUCUUCAAAAUGAGAGAAUGUGAUUUGUUGAUAAUCUGUGAUAAAAAAAAUUACAGGGUCAUUUAAAGUUUGAGCAGUUCAACUGCUUUGGUUUACAUUCCUGGUACAGUGUAUGUGAUAAAGACAUGGAAGAUUUAAGAGAUAAGAUUUAUUGUUGUCUAUAUGUGUAAAAAUACUGCCGUGAUGCAAAUUGUUCAGUUGUACCGGGAGAUAAAAUCAAUUCAUCUGAUACAUGUACCUCAAGCAAAUCUACUUAUCAUUUGGUACUUAAUUCUUUCUAUAUUGUUGUAUGUUCUUUUUUUUUAAAAUAACUUUAAAUUAAAUGAAUUCUGUAAACAUACUUUAUUUAGCAGUAAUCAUAUUCUAGCAAUUUAUGUUUAAAUUCUUUUAUGCUGUACAUGUAUAUGGCAUAUGUAUUUCAAUUACAUGUAAAUGCUGAAAUACAUGUAUUAUAAGAAACACUCCAAAUUAUGACAUACAUCUUAUUGAAAUACAAUAACAAUACAUCAAGUAUAAUUUUAUAACUUUUCUUUCCCAAAAAUGUUACCCAACAGCAGAGUGCAAUGAAAUAGAGCAUUAUCUACUAACCUGUAAGUCAUGAGUUCAAAUCUUGCUGGGGCUUUUAUUAUUUUUAUCUUUCCAAACAUUUUUAAUGGUAUUUUUUGGUCAAAUAUUGUAAAAUUUAAAAAUUCUAAACCGUAUUUAGAUUAUAAUGUUCUUUAAUUCACAUUAAUAUUGACAGAUGUCCCAUACCCCCUUAAAGCAAAUGUAAAUCGAAUGCUAGAUCAUGAUUAUACUAUAAUCAGUGGAAGGAAGGAUAGUGCUAAAUUUUGCAUAUGUGUGUUUAUUUACUCUAUCCAUAUCAUUCAGUGCAAGAAAUGUCAAUUGUUACAUGCAAUAUUAUCUCAGAUAAUUGUAUUAGAGAAAUAUGAUAGUGUAGAAAGGGGAAAGAAAGUGAGAUGUGAUUUUCAUCCUUCAGGGUACUACAGUUAAUUUAAUUAGUGCAACAGAUUGUUUAAUGUUGGGUGUAACUCGUAAUUAUGUACAGUAAAACCUCUUUAGUGGCCAGCUGCCAGCUAGACUGAAUCAAAUCUCUGGUUCAGAGGGAAGGCGGUAUUUCUCGAAAACGUAAACAUAUAUUGACAGUGCUUGUCAUUAAUUGUUUAGUUGUGGUUGUGUUGAUUUAAACAUCGACAUAUAUGUACCAAGUAAACUUACAUUCAAAAUAACUAAUAUUGAUCCAUCAUCAGAUCCAAUUACCGAUAUGUUUAUUAGUUUUUCAUUUUUUAGAUGUCAAGUUUUUAUUUUUUAUAUGCAAUACAUUAUUGUAGAGGCAUUUCAUUUUUAUCAUCACAUGUAUUUUAGCAAAAUUUGAAAAAAUUUAAUUUAUUACAUGAUUUUUUUUAUAGCAGUUUAACUGCAGUACAAUAUUUACUUAUCUUUAUUUAGAAUUCUGAUACUUUCAAUGUUUGCUUAAGAUGAUUUAGGUGAUGUAACAAAGUGUAUUUGAUGUUACAUCGCUGUAAGGUUUUUAAAAAUCUGAUCAUGUAAACACGAAAUACAUGUACUUAAAACAUGA
Magallana angulata is the source of this 4942-nucleotide messenger RNA. Its product is annotated as DENN domain-containing protein 2B-like. The transcript is spliced from 18 exons. NCBI's taxonomy places the organism in Eukaryota, Metazoa, Mollusca, Bivalvia, Ostreida, Ostreidae. The record is from RefSeq and is a predicted model, not a curated record. The coding region runs from base 251 to 3334 and encodes 1027 amino acids.